AGCCAUGAGCGCGAGCCACCGACACAGAUCUGACCAAUCAGCGUUCGCCAAUCCUGAGCGCUGACCAAUCACAGAGUCCGCUUCAGGCUGAACACUGUUCAACAUGGAGUCAACAGUUGAUAAGCUGGAGGUGAUGUUCCAGAAGUCACAGGCUGACCUGGAAUACAUCGAGAAGCGGCUGAAGCUGGACUUCAUCAACAGCACUGCAGAGAAUGGAGCUUCUGCUGAGGAGAACCCAGCCGUGGUGCUGGAGAACCUGAGGAGCCUGAAGGCCAAACAUGCAGCAUUGAGUUCUCAGGUGAAGGAGAUCGCAGCUGCACAAAAAGAGUCCAUGGACUCCAUCAGAAACAACCUUGACAGUGUCAUGAAGGUGAUCCAAAAUGUCCAGCAGACUGCCGAUGUGGAGGUUCAGCCACUGACAGAGUCAGAGCGAGAGUCAGUAGAACAGCUUCUGGCUUCAGCUCUCAUUCAGACCACUCCAGAGGUACCUACUGCUGUAGCAGCUGCAGGUCACCAGCAGCCCCCGAGCUGCGAAUAUAAGGAGCUGAGUGUCGCCAUGUUGGAGGCUGUUCCUUCUAGUGUGCGCUCCAACGUCAAGCUGGCUGACCUCAAUAUGUUCUACCAGCAGCUGCAGCAGCACUUCAGCAAGAACAGUGGAUCCCUCAGUGUGCAGAAGAUGAAGCUGCUGAAGAUGAAGGUGAGCGAUGCUAAGCUAAGGGUCCUGCAGCACCUGUCUUUAGUAGAGCAGGACAGGAAAGGCAAUGUUCGUCUUGUGUUGUGAGGCUCAGCCUUUUGACGGGGCGAGGGUUUCUGGAUCCAGAUGCUUCUCUGCUUGUUCUGAGCUGGACUAACAAACUAAAUGCACUGCCUGAUCAAUCUCCUCGUGCCCACCAUAUGUUUGUACCAGAUAUUUGUGGGUAUAUCAGUCUUCAUUUCAGAUACAGAUGUGAUGUAAAUUGUUGCACUUAAAUGGAUAUUGUCAUAUGAACUGUUGCAUAGAGGCUCACAAGUCUGCCAGCGGAGACACAAGGAAGAAGAGAAAGGAUUGUCUUAUAAACUCUAUGCAUGCUUAUGUUAUUGUUAUCUCUCUAAUAUGUCUGCUGCUUUAUCUCACUGUUGGACAGCAUUUUCUGACUGACAACUGAAGUUUAGAACUGCUCACUCUCUUUUGCCAAACAAAAUUUCACCAAAGUCUCAAAAUAACUCAUUCGAACUUAUGUUGGAGGCAGCAGUGGAUCAACAACUCCUGUGUGCUGUGAUCUUUAAAUAUUUAUGGCCUUUGGUGCAGGGAGUGAGUGGUUUACAAAGCAACACAAACCUCAGUUUCCAGUCAAAGGCUGUCUCAUGGCAAGAAAAGGUGGCUAACUGAUUCUUUAGAUAUUGGACACGUAACCAGGUAUAGAUUUCACUAGGUGAGUCUCAGUCUCGUUCCUGCUGCCACAGAAUCUGUGCAAUGUGUCAUUUCCCCAUAAAACCAGACUUCAAAAAAGCCUGAACUAUACCUUUAAUAAAUGGGGGUACUCUAAACUUAAACCCUAUGGGCUGUCAAGAAAAUGAGAUUAAAAAUGAGCUGUAUUUUUCUGUAUUUUUCUGCAUCUUUAAAAAGAGCACAAUGUAAAUAAAAACUUUUUCCAAACAGUA
Solea solea (common sole) is the source of this 1641-nucleotide messenger RNA. RefSeq names its product spindle and kinetochore associated complex subunit 2 (gene ska2). The coding region runs from base 104 to 781 and encodes 225 amino acids. NCBI's taxonomy places the organism in Eukaryota, Metazoa, Chordata, Actinopteri, Pleuronectiformes, Soleidae. The record is from RefSeq and is a predicted model, not a curated record. Gene Ontology annotation, biological process: mitotic cell cycle; cell division; chromosome segregation. Gene Ontology annotation, cellular component: outer kinetochore; spindle microtubule. Gene Ontology annotation, molecular function: microtubule binding. The transcript is spliced from 7 exons.